Molecule: messenger RNA, 1301 nt
Organism: Melanotaenia boesemani (Boeseman's rainbowfish)
Lineage: Eukaryota; Metazoa; Chordata; Actinopteri; Atheriniformes; Melanotaeniidae
Product: intracellular hyaluronan-binding protein 4-like
Exons: 9
Coding region: 118-1206 (362 amino acids)
Biological process (GO): positive regulation of RNA splicing; positive regulation of translational initiation
Cellular component (GO): nucleus; cytoplasm
Molecular function (GO): RNA binding
Source: RefSeq, a predicted model, not a curated record
CACGUGCAAACAUUUAAGUGUGGACAAACAGCAGAAAGGGCUUUGCUGAAUGUUCACUGGUGCAGUUCCACCCGAGGCUCUAUUUUCCCUUGUAGCUGGGGCUGGAAAACGGCUAAAAUGCUGCCGGACGCCUUCGGGUGCGUUGUGGCGAACAGGUUCGGGAAUCUUCUCGACGACGAUGCUGAUCCAUUCGACUUAAUCAGCGAAGUGGAAACGGAGAACGAUAAAAAGAAGAAGAAUAAAGAGCAGGAGAUGAAACUCAAGCAGAAAAAAAUGGGUCAAAAGGAGUCCCAAAAGGACAGACGUGUCCCAAAAGCGUUGGAUGGUCAAGACCUGGUACCAGCACAUAAGCAGCAGCAGACAGGUCAUGCACCAGGGACCGAUAGAGAUGGCGGGCAGGAGGUUCAGAGGGGCAUGAAGAGAGGUGCUACUGGGCAACGCAGGGUCACCCAAGAGGAACAACCACUGGAGUUCUCCAUCUCCAAGCCAUCCGAUAAUGAGUCCAAUGUCCGUGGCAGAGGGGGGAUGAGAGGAGGAGGAGGAGGAGGAAGAAGAGGAGGAAGAGGUGGGGGAUAUACAAGGAACCCAGACUACCUUAACAUGAGGGGCAAGAGGGAGUAUGAUCGACACAAUGGAACAGGUAUUUCUCCAGAGGAAAAGAGAGGUGGCAGGGGACCCUGGAACUGGGGCUGUGUUGAGGAAGCUGCAAGUGAACUGAUGGAGGUGACAUCUGAUGCUGCUAUCAAAUCUGAGGAGCCCCAGAUACCCGUGGAGGAGGAUAAUCUGAAUCGAGAAACAGAUGAAAAUAAAGAGGUGGUGGUUGAGGUUGCCAUGGAGAUGACCCUGGAUGAGUGGAAGGCCCUGCAGGAGACGAGUCGUCCCAAGGCAGAAUUUAAUAUCCGCAAAACGGAUCACCAGAUUCCCUCGAAAGCCAAGGUCAUCCACCAGUCCAAACACCUGGGGAAUUUGAAGGAGACUAUGGAGGAUGAGGGAAACUUCCUCCGCAGAUCUGUCAAUGACAUCACUUCCCUUUUGGACAUCAAUUUUGGAAGUGUUGGACGGCCCAGUCGCGGGGGCCGAGGAAGAGGACGUGGCGCUCAAAGUACUCGCUUAGAGAGAGCUGAACAGAUAAUGGAGAGGGAGGAUGAUCUUGCACCUAAUCCUGAUGAUCCAGAAGAUUUCCCAGCACUGUCAGCAGGAAGAUAACUGAAUUCAGUUCUUGACCAUAUAACUACAUCAUUCACAUUUCUGUUGAGGCUCUGUUGCACUGAAUACACUUCAAUAAAUACUACUGCAAGGUU